AAGAUGAAUGACAUACUUACCACCGUCAUCCGUAUCCCUAUAUAUAUCAUGAUAAUACUUCAUAUCCUGCAUAAAGUCUUAAAUAAUGGCGAACAAAUCAGACGACUACCUCCGUAACAGAUGGAAUGAGGAACUGUCCAACACUCUAUUACCAAACUCCGUGUUUCUGGCUAUUUGUAUUGUCAUUGGAAUCGCCGGCAAUGUCCUUGUGAUAUUCAUCUAUGGUCUCAAGCUUCGAGGUUUAAAGGAGCGCUAUUUCAUACCGAUUCUAGCUCUUGCCGACCUGUUGGCAGUCUGUGAAACGUCGGGAUUCAAUAUUUCCUACAACUUUAACCCAGUGGAGUAUAGUCAUCAGCAACUCUGUAAAUGGAGUUGGUUUUUCGGUUACCUGGCAUCGUGUACAUCAAUAUUUCUUCUGGUGGUGAUUGCGAUACAGCGAUAUCUCAAGAUCUGCAGACCUUUCGGGAGCCAGAUGACAUUGAAGUGGAAAAGAGUAGCUGUUCUAUGUUCGUUACUGCUGGCCACGAUCAUCUCAAUACCUAUUCCUUUAACGUAUGGUUUAGACCCUGCGUACAGUGAACAAUAUAACGUCACCGGAAGUGCAUGUCGGAGACUGACCCAGGAAAAUCGACUUUUAUCCCUUGGGCAUGCCAUUGUAUGUAACAUCAUUGUUUUUGUGUUUGUUUGGCUUCUGGUAGUCCUGUAUACUUUGAUCGGCCGGAGGAUAUAUGCUCAGAUUCAUCAGUGGGACAAACGAAAAAAGUCCAACACAAUGAGCAGAGAAGAAAAUCCAACAAAGGCCAUUGACCCUGAAGCAGCAAAUAAAACAAACAAACAGACUAUGUUUAGAAUUACUUUCAUGUUUAUGUUGAUUACAUUCAUUUUCAUCAUCAGCUUUUCUCCGAAAGUCGUGAUUUUCAUUUUUGAGUGUUUGAAUGAUAAAUUUUGGGAUUCGCUGCCAUACAACACGAGACUUCUGGUCCGAUUCUUUGACGUUCUGUUUAUCAUCAAUAAUAUUGCCAACCCUUUUGUGUACGCCUUUCUAGACGUGAAAUUUUCACAGCAGCUAAAAAGUAUAUUUUGUAGCUUGGACUACUCCCUGUAGUCCCAUAUAUUACAGUGAUAUUGUGUGGUAUAAAAGAAAUUAUACAUGCAUCUGACAUUGAUUCUAAGAAUGUUCAACCACUAGAAAUUUGCAUACUUCGUAUCAUGAAGAACCAGUGUAUUGUACAAAAAAAUAGAAUAUGUUCAGUUUAUUAUUUCGAUGAACUUUGGAAAUAAAACCAUUGCAACGAC
Messenger RNA from Ostrea edulis (European flat oyster), 1296 nucleotides. RefSeq names its product cholecystokinin receptor type A-like. Gene Ontology annotation, cellular component: membrane. Gene Ontology annotation, biological process: neuropeptide signaling pathway. The record is from RefSeq and is a predicted model, not a curated record. Bases 86 to 1105 code for a protein of 339 amino acids. Gene Ontology annotation, molecular function: neuropeptide receptor activity. The transcript has a single exon. Lineage: Eukaryota; Metazoa; Mollusca; Bivalvia; Ostreida; Ostreidae.